Messenger RNA from Dichotomopilus funicola, 2193 nucleotides. RefSeq lists its product as uncharacterized. Gene Ontology annotation, biological process: maturation of SSU-rRNA from tricistronic rRNA transcript (SSU-rRNA, 5.8S rRNA, LSU-rRNA). The coding region runs from base 1 to 2193 and encodes 730 amino acids. The transcript is spliced from 3 exons. Gene Ontology annotation, cellular component: nucleolus; small-subunit processome. Gene Ontology annotation, molecular function: U3 snoRNA binding; rRNA binding. NCBI's taxonomy places the organism in Eukaryota, Fungi, Ascomycota, Sordariomycetes, Sordariales, Chaetomiaceae. The record is from RefSeq and is a predicted model, not a curated record.
AUGGCCCCCGGGGGCCGUGGAGGGUUCCGUGGAGGAUCAGGAAGGGGCGGGCCAAGUCGUGGAGGAUCAAGAGGACGGGGGUCGUUUCGAGGAAGAGGUCGCGGUCGAGCAAGGAGUGUUGCCCAGCCGCCGCGGAGUGCUCGAUUUGAUGACAAACGGCUGGCUUCGAAGGAUGAAUCCGACUCUGAGAGUGAUGGCCAGAGUCCGUUUGAGGACGAAUUGGAGGGUAUGGAUGUGGAUUCCGAUGAGAGUGAAGAUGAGGAGGAUGCCAAGGCUGGCCAGCCGUACGCCAGUUUGAUGCGCAGUUUGGUGGAGAGCGCGCCGAAAGCAAAACGGCGGAAGCUCGAUCACGCGGACAACGAAUCUGCAAAACCUGAAGCUGUGUCACAAGCAGGCGAUGAUGGAGAUGAGAACGAUGAUGCUGAUGUGGAGCGGGAUGUUGACCGGGUAGAAGACUUGGAGGAAGAAGCGGACGAUGCGGCACCGGAAGACUUGUUCGACGUGGACGAUGACUUGGACAGCUCUGACCCGUUCGAGAUGCACUUUUCUGAUCCAAAGGCCGAAGAGCUGCAACCGCGGGUGACGGCGAUCCAGCAGAGCAAGUGGCGCACGGAGCGGAUAGCAACGGACUCGACAAGGGUAUUCCUGAGCACACCGGAUACCGGUGAUACCACGGGGAAGUCACUGCCAGCGCCGGUGACGGGGAUCGCGGACCUCAAGCUCAAGAAGAGGUUGCAGGAGGCAAUGGAGCCUAAACAUGCCAAGUUUGACCAGGUCGAGCAGACGAUAGCGCCGCUGCUGUUCAACUACCAGGAUUUGCUAUACUGCAACCGGACAGUCGCGGGGGCGCAGAGUAUUCGGCGGAUGGCCUCAUUGCAUGCUCUCAACCAUAUUUUUAACGAGGAUCUGGAGCUGCGCGACCAAGGGUUCACCCGUCCCAAGGUGCUGAUGCUGCUGCCCACGCGCAACUCGUGCGUCAAAAUGGUCGACAUGAUGGUAUCAAUCUGCGAGCCAGACCAGCAAGAGAACCGCAAGCGGUUCGAGGACGGGUACGUCGACAAGCAGACCAAGUUCGCCGAGGACAAACCCGAAGACUUCCGGGAUCUCUUCGCCGGCAGCGACGACGACAUGUUCCGGCUGGGCAUGAAGUUCACGCGCAAGACAAUCAAGUACUUCUCCCAGUUCUACAACUCCGACAUCAUCCUCGCCAGCCCGCUGGGUCUACGCAUGGCGAUGGGAUCGGAAGAGGAAAAAGAAAAAGGCAAACAACUCGACUUCGACUUCCUCAGCUCCAUCGAGCUAGUAAUCAUCGACCAGGCCGACGCGCUCCUAAUGCAAAACUGGGAACACGUCGAGUUCAUCCUGGAGCAUCUCAACAUCCAACCGCGCGACGCCCACGGCUGCGACUUCAGCCGUGUGCGCAGCUGGUACCUCGACGACCAAGCUCCCCUCUUCCGACAAACCGCUGUCUUCAGCGCGUUCCACACCCCCGAGCUGGCCGAGCUCCUGCGCACACACUGCCGCAACUGGGCGGGCAAAGCCCGGCUGCAACAGCCCGAGCCGCAGGGCGCCAUCCAGCAUCUCCCGGUGCGUGUCCGCCAGACCUUCAGCCGCUUUGACGUCCCCUCGAUCGCGGCCGACCCGGACGCGCGGUUCGCCUAUUUCACCCGGGCCAUCGUACCGAUGCUUUUGAAGAAUAGCAAGUCACGGUCUACUAGCACCGGAGGUGAUGCCGGCGGCGGCGGCGGCACGCUAAUCUUCAUCCCCUCCUACCUCGACUUCGUCCGCGUACGCAACUACUUCGCCAACAGCCCGGCCGUAGAGAGGAUCUCCUUCGGGAGCAUCUCCGAGUACGCCGACGUGCGCGAGGCGUCGCGGGCGCGGUCGCAUUUCCUCAGUGGUCGGCACCAGGUGUUGCUGUACACGGAGCGGGCGCACCAUUUCCGGCGGUAUGCGAUACGCGGCGUGAGAAGGGUGGUGUUUUAUGGUCUGCCGGAUAAUCCGGUGUUUUAUCGGGAGAUUGCGGGGGGGUAUUUGCAGGCGAGUGAGCAGGCGCUGUUGGUGCCGCAUGGGGAGGGGACGGUGAGGGUGAUGUUUUCGAGGUAUGAUGUUUUGAAGUUGGAGAGGGUGGUGGGUUCGGUGAGGGUGGGGAAGAUGGUGGGUGAUCAGGGGGAUACGUUUGAUUUUGUGUAG